This is a messenger RNA of Tachysurus fulvidraco (yellow catfish), 2910 nucleotides long. RefSeq names its product cadherin-like protein 26. Lineage: Eukaryota; Metazoa; Chordata; Actinopteri; Siluriformes; Bagridae. Gene Ontology annotation, cellular component: catenin complex; adherens junction; plasma membrane. The record is from RefSeq and is a predicted model, not a curated record. The coding region runs from base 140 to 2497 and encodes 785 amino acids. Gene Ontology annotation, biological process: cell-cell junction assembly; calcium-dependent cell-cell adhesion; cell morphogenesis. Gene Ontology annotation, molecular function: calcium ion binding; cadherin binding. The transcript is spliced from 16 exons.
CACACACAAUCACACACACACACGCACACACACACACACACACACACACACACACACACACACACACACACACACACACACACAUACACACACACACAUUCAAACACCCAAACAAGAGAAGAAAGGCAGUGAAGACAGCAUGAGGACGAUAAUUACUACGCUGAUUAUUCUCUCUGUGGCAUGUGUAGUCGAGGUAUCCGGCAAGAGCAAAAUCAGGCAGAAGAGAACAUGGAUCAUUGACUCAUUCGUUAUAGAAGAAGAAAACCCAGGCCCUUUCCCAUAUGUACUUGGCACGAUCCAUGUGGAGAAUGACAAAUCGGUAUGGUUCUUUCUCACAGGGAUGGGUAUUGAGAAGGAACCUAAAAAUGUGCUGAGUAUCAACACCAGAACCGGUGAAUUGCUCGUGCAUAAGAAAGUCGACUACGAGACGUAUAAAUCUCUCUCGCUCAUUUUUGAAGAAAGGGAUGAAAAAUUUGCGCUGAAUACAAAACUUGGAGUUGAGAUUAAGAUUCUGGAUAUUAAUGAUCACGCUCCUGUUUUUAAUUCUUCUCUCUAUGAAGAAACACUUGAUGAGUCUGUAACUCAAGGUAAUCUGGUUGCUACAGUCUAUGCUUCAGAUCUCGAUGAACCAAAUACACCCAACAGCACCUUUAAAUUUGCAAUUGUCUCCGUCACGCCGGAAACAGAUAAUGUUCAGUUCUACAUCAAGCAGAACAACAACAUAGGAAGUAUUUAUUUCAAAGGCUGCCUUGACUACCAGAAAGCACAGAAAUAUACACUCCUGAUCAAAGCUACAGAUAAUGGAAACAAGGUGCAGCUGUCCAAUACGAGCACAGUGGUACUGAACAUCAUCGACAAUAACAAUAACCACCCUUACAUUACUGGUCACACAGGUCCUGCAAAGAUAAAAGAACGAGAGGUUGGAGUAGUUCUGCGCUUGCAGGUCAAUGACAGCGACAGUAACGGUUCACCAGCAUGGAAAGCUAAAUUCACACUUCAUGGAGAUCUUGAGAACUAUUUUAAUAUCACGACAGACCCCAAAACUAAUGAAGGAAUCCUGACUGUUGUAAAGGCGAUGGAUUAUGAGAAGCAAUCUGCAAGGAACCUGUCCAUCAGUGUGGAAAAUGAAGUACCCUACUUUUUCUGUGGGGUGAAAAAACGUAAAUUAUCGGACUUAUGGGAUGUUGAGACUCGUCUCAAAGAGUUCAGUGUGCCUUAUAACAUCACCAUUAAUGUUGAGGAUGUAAAUGACCCUCCAGAAUUUGUACUACCUAUUAAAAAAAUCUGGAUGAAGGAGAAUAUAAAAAUAGGUACCGUCUUGGAAACAUUCUCAGUCAUAGACCCGGAUAAGACAUUCGAUAACACAUUUUACUUUAAAAAAGGAGAAGAUAAAAAUAACUGGGUUACUGUUGAAUCAGAAACUGGUCGGGUUUUGGUCAACAAUGUUAUGGACAGAGAAUCGGCGAUAUUGAAGGACAGCACUUAUACUGUCAUCGUGUAUGCUGUAAAUAAAGCUGAAAAUCCACAGACGGGUACAGGGACGCUGCUCAUACACUUAAUGGAUGAGAAUGAUAAUGUGCCAUUGUUGGUGAGGAAUACAGUGGAAAUGUGUGUAUCUAACAAAACGACUAAUAUCUACGCUGCUGAUCCAGACCUUCCGCCAUACAGUGCACCGUUUCACUGGCUACUGGAAGAUGACCAAACGAAAGAAAAAUGGAAGAUAGAACCAAACUUUGGAACAAAUGUGAGCCUGGUCAAAAAGGACACGGUCUAUAGUGGGAAUUAUGUGAUAAGGAUCAAAAUUUCAGACAGUCAAGGACAUGGUUCAGUCCAAAACCUGUAUGUCAAAGUGCAUUUCUGCACCAGCAACCAUCUCACUGUCCAGCUAGGCCUUAGUGCUGUUAGGAUAAUUAUCUUCACUUUACUGAUUCUGCUAGUGACUUUCCUGAUGGCUCUCAAGCUCAGCAAAAAGCGAAAGACAGCUAUGAUCCUGUCUGACGACGUUUCUGGGAAUCUCAUGAUAUCAAACACUGAAAUGCCUGGAACAGACUGUGAGGUCCCGAAUCAUAUAUCCCAAUUACUACUGAACGGAAGAAGCGUGAAGAUGACCAACGGCUCUUCCAGGAAGCAUUCACUCCUUCACGACAGUACUUCUGCAACAUCAGCUGAAAAUUUAAUGUUGGGAAAAUCCCCCUGCAGGGUGUCAAUGAGCACAAACUUUACCAAUCACAGAGAUCACACUCAUAUUAGCAGAGUCCUGUCAAAUCAAAUUGAUCAGAAACUCGUCCAGCUCCAGACUUCAGAACACGAGCUCGGUGAUUACAAGCCACACAGCUAUGCGGAUGAAGGACCAGAAGAAAUCCAUGAUGAAAAUCUAGAUACACUCUCAGUUACUGAGAAUGAUUUUAAUCCGGACAUCCUAACAAAUCUAAGCGUACGCUUUUCCAGCCUGGCAGCUGUGUGUAGGGCUGAUUUAAAGUCACCUCCCCAAGGAUAAAUUUAAGAUUAUGUGUGACUAUGUGUAAAUUUUCUGAAUUUGGAAUCAGUGGAACAAUUUAAACUUUAAAGCAGCGGUGUCUAAUCGUAUCCACAUCUGCUUGGUUGGAAUGAAAACCUGCCCCCACACCGGCCCUUUGUGGAUAAGAUCGGUCACCGCUGCUUUAAACUAAAAGACUGAUUCAUGGAAUAAAACGUUGUGAACUGGUAUUAUGGCUGGGCUCAAGGUGCAAUCGGAACAAACAUAGAUAAAAAAAAUUGUCAAAAAAAAGUCAAUUCUAGAGAAUUAAAAAAAAGAAAAGUCAAUAAUAGAGAAUUAAAAAGGUAUGAGGAGAAAAUCAAAAGCUAAUGUCAUCUUGGUCUGAAUUUUUGAGCAAAUUUUUGAGUAAUAAUUAUAAUAAAAAUAAAAAUAAA